AUGGCUCCUAUAGAGGUACCUAUCUCGGCUGCACCCGCUGUACCCACCCCUACCAUAUUUACGGUACCACCAGGGGUACCACCGACAUACCCGACACCUGCUCCGAUAGAGCCUACUGUGUACCCGGUACCACCGCCACCUGGACCUACUGUGUACCCGACACCAGUGGCACAUGCGCCCCCCAGUGCCUACAAUGUACCCAACACCCGCACCAGCGGUACCGGUUGCUCCAUUUACGGUACCACCACCUACCAUACCUCCAGCCGCGGGCAUUCAUAUCGACCCUGCAGUACCACCAGUGGUACAUGCUCCAGCUUAUGCAGCAGUACUGGGAGUACCUCCCCUGGUCUAUCCAGUGGUAUUACUUGUACCACCAGCUCCGGGGAUUCCGCCAGUUCCCGCGACGAUCCCUACCCACCUCACGGAUAUUGUCAAGACAUGAGCCCGGAUUCCAGCAUUGGCAGAGUCGAUAAAGAGUCGAUUCACAUUAUUCCGCGGGGAGACUGA
Messenger RNA from Zingiber officinale, 507 nucleotides. Its product is annotated as leucine-rich repeat extensin-like protein 1. Bases 1 to 507 code for a protein of 168 amino acids. The record is from RefSeq and is a predicted model, not a curated record. The transcript has a single exon. NCBI's taxonomy places the organism in Eukaryota, Viridiplantae, Streptophyta, Magnoliopsida, Zingiberales, Zingiberaceae.